This is a messenger RNA of Scatophagus argus, 3335 nucleotides long. It is a transcript of the gene u2af2a, whose product is annotated as U2 small nuclear RNA auxiliary factor 2a. The transcript has 12 exons. The record is from RefSeq and is a predicted model, not a curated record. Gene Ontology annotation, molecular function: poly-pyrimidine tract binding; pre-mRNA 3'-splice site binding. Gene Ontology annotation, cellular component: U2AF complex; nucleus; U2-type prespliceosome. Gene Ontology annotation, biological process: mRNA processing. NCBI's taxonomy places the organism in Eukaryota, Metazoa, Chordata, Actinopteri, Scatophagidae. Bases 597 to 2027 code for a protein of 476 amino acids.
GUUUCACACACCGGAAACUUGUCAUUUAUCAACUUCCGGUGUCACGGGGUACCUGGGAGACGGAGCAAAAAAGCGGGCAUACCGAAAUCUUUAUUGUUUUCGUUUGUCUUAGAAUAUCUGAAAGCGUAUACGUUUGACUUAUCAAGUCAAACAACUGCGCCUUACCGGCCAGUGACCGCCUAGGAUUGCACUAGACUUUGAAAGAACUCUCAUUCAUUAGGUUCCGUACUGGCUAGCUAGCUAGCUAACGAGCUUCCACACUACUGUCUGGAGAAGGAGGCCCAUUCUUCUGGACUUUGCUACAAGCUAGUUAGCUAAUAUUAGCAGGCUAACCCAUGCGAACACGUUUUCUUCCUCAAUGAUUUUGUCUGUUACGUUGUAAAUGAAUACCACACCGCCAUUGUGUGCGCUGGUUAACAAUUUUUUGUAAUUCUCUUGUUACAUAGACAGUCAGUUGAAGCAAAAUUAAUUAAGCUACAUCGACGAAGCACUUGUUUUAAAAACAGUGGUGAUCACUUUUUUUUGCUAGCUUAAGCUAGCCACGGCUUACUGAACAACGCAGUCGCUGAAAGCGUAGUAGCCUUCAACCCACAGAGAUGUCGGACUUCGACGAAUUCGAAAGGCAGCUCUCUGAAAACAAACAAGCUGAAAGAGACAAAGAGAACCGCCACCACCGCCGGUCCUCCUCCCGCAGCCGUAGCAGAGAGAGAAAAAGGAGGAGCAGAGACAGGGACAGACGUAGCAGGGACCGCCGUGGGGACAGUAAGGAGCGCAGACACAGACGCAGCUCACCAUCCAGCUACCCCCAGGACAAUGCUGGAAGCCGUUCUCCACACCGUGAGAAGAAGAAGAAGGUGAAGAAGUACUGGGAUGUCCCUCCUCCUGGUUUUGAACACAUCACUCCCAUGCAGUACAAAGCCAUGCAAGCUGCUGGUCAGAUCCCAGCUACAGCUCUCCUGCCGACCAUGACUCCAGAUGGCCUUGCUGUUACUCCCACCCCUGUACCUGUAGUGGGCAGCCAGAUGACCCGGCAGGCCCGCCGGCUGUAUGUGGGCAACAUCCCAUUUGGUAUCACAGAGGAGUCUAUGAUGGACUUCUUCAAUGCCCAGAUGCGUUUGGGUGGUCUUACUCAGGCCCCUGGCAACCCUGUCCUUGCAGUACAGAUCAACCAGGAUAAGAAUUUUGCCUUCCUUGAAUUCCGUUCAGUGGAUGAAACAACACAGGCCAUGGCCUUUGAUGGUAUCAUCUUUCAAGGCCAGAGUCUCAAGAUUCGUCGUCCCCAUGAUUACCAGCCGUUGCCUGGCAUGAGCGAGAACCCCAGUGUCUAUGUGCCUGGUACACAGACAAUUAAUGGUGUGGUGUCCACAGUGGUGCCUGACUCGGCUCACAAGCUCUUCAUUGGCGGCCUGCCCAAUUACCUGAACGAUGACCAGGUGAAGGAGCUGCUGACGUCAUUUGGCCCCCUGAAGGCCUUCAACCUGGUGAAGGACAGUGCCACAGGCUUAUCUAAAGGAUAUGCCUUUUGUGAAUAUGUUGAUGUCAACCUUAAUGACCAGGCUAUUGCUGGGCUGAACGGCAUGCAGCUGGGAGACAAGAAGCUCCUGGUGCAAAGAGCCAGUGUGGGAUCCAAGAACGCCACUCUGACAAGUAUAAACCAGACCCCAGUGACACUGCAGGUUCCAGGUCUGAAUAGCUCAGUGACUCAGAUGGGUGGCCUGCCCACUGAAGUGCUCUGUCUGAUGAACAUGGUGGCCCCAGAGGAGCUGCUGGAUGAUGAAGAGUAUGAGGAGAUUGUGGAGGACGUCAGGGAUGAGUGCAGCAAGUAUGGCCAAGUUAAGAGCAUUGAGAUACCUCGACCUGUGGACGGUCUGGAGGUGCCUGGGACUGGCAAGAUCUUCGUGGAGUUCAUGUCAGUUUUUGACUCCCAGAAGGCAAUGCAGGGGCUGACAGGAAGGAAGUUUGCCAACAGGGUGGUGGUGACCAAAUACUGCGAUCCAGAUGCUUAUCACCGCCGGGACUUCUGGUAGAGGACGCAUGAAGAGAAGAGGGGAUGUGGGAGGGAGGGAGGGAACAUGUGCUGCCCAUUUCCAAAUCAGCCCCCCCAAUCAAAUGAUUUGCGGCAUUUCAGGUAGAUCUGGGAGUAUUAACCUUUUGACAAAUGGCUUUGGUGAUAUCCAGUUUGCCAUAUGAGAUCUACGUCAAAUGUCCAGCAGUUAAAAACAGAUAAUAAGAAUUGGAAGUGGAAGAACGGGGAGGGUUUAUAUUCAGUCCACAACACAGGAGGGGGGGGCUUGGUUUGGGUGAUGAGGGUGUAGCUGGGUGGGUGGGGGAGUCAAAGAUUUUUGAGUAAUGUGUGUAAUAAUAGGUUGAGGGUGGGGUCAACAAUUUUUAUACUUUGUGAGACAGGGAUGUCAUUUUGGGUGGGAGGGGGGUAUCACACUUCAAGGUUUGUAUUUAAAUGGAGGUAGCCUGUUUUAAGUACAUUAGAAAGGAGUUGCAGUAGGGAACUAACUGGACUAUUCUGAUUGAGAGGGGUCGAGAAAACAGGAGUGUUUAUUUGUGAAAAGUGGGGGAGAUGUAGAAGAAGGUGAGGGCAUUUUUGUUCGACUGUCUCGUAGAUAUACAGUAGCUAUGCCAUCAGCUUGAGUUUUGCCCCCAUCAUUAGAAAGGUAAGAGGAGAGUUCUCAUUUCUUUCAUUUUUUUCCCCUGUUUGGACUCAGUUAUUUCUUCAUGUUCCUUCAUUUUCAUCAGACUACUGCCCCCCUCAGGACGAGUGUCAGAGAAUCUGUUGUCUAAUUGGACUCUAUCUGGAUGUUAACUGUAGUUGUUCCAAUACUGUGUGUAGCUUCACUGAUUUCAGCUGUAAUCUCACUUUGUAUUCAGGCCACAGAAUAACAUGAACUGCAGAAAAGAACAUUGUCUUUCUUCUUCUUCUUUUUUUUUAAAUUUUCUGCAACUUUACUCACAUCUGUCUUUUUGUGUACAGCAUUUAAGAGAUUGAUUUUGUCUCACCAGUUCAGAUCUGGUUUAAUUCAAAAGGAAAUAAACAAAGGAAGAUAGGCAGAACAGCUUGGUAUUUAAUGGCAGAUUUAUCUCUUCCUUACCAAAAAGCCUUAAUGUUAUUACACGUCAAUUCACUAAGGAAAGAAAUUUGGCUGACCCCUCUAUUGACAGUAUCUGUAUGGUUAUGGAUGUCGUGCUCUUGUACUUUAGCCCUGCGUUACCAGUUUUCAUUUAUCCUUGUUUGUAAGAUGUAAGAUUUGUUGAAUCCGGUUGUGUUCUUCUUGUGCAACUUCUCACCUCUUCUACAAGACCAAAUAAACACCUGACUAAUA